Molecule: messenger RNA, 3958 nt
Organism: Hipposideros armiger (great roundleaf bat)
Lineage: Eukaryota; Metazoa; Chordata; Mammalia; Chiroptera; Hipposideridae
Gene: GK
Product: glycerol kinase
Exons: 22
Coding region: 157-1920 (587 amino acids)
Biological process (GO): glycerol-3-phosphate biosynthetic process; triglyceride metabolic process; phosphorylation
Cellular component (GO): mitochondrion
Molecular function (GO): glycerol kinase activity
Source: RefSeq, a predicted model, not a curated record
GACUCCGCGCGGGUAAAGGGGCCGCCUGGAACGCUCUCCGAUCGUUCUGCGGUCACUAGCCUCCUAGCCUUCGGGACUCGCCGCCAGCACCUCCCCCACUCUCCGCCGUUACCCGGGAAACCGGCCGCGAUCGCCCGCCGACCCGAAGCUGGUUUCAUGGCAGCACCGAAGAAAGCAGUUUUGGGGCCAUUGGUAGGGGCAGUGGACCAGGGCACCAGCUCAACGCGCUUUUUGGUUUUCAAUUCAAAAACAGCUGAACUACUUAGUCACCAUCAAGUGGAAAUCAAACAAGAGUUUCCAAAAGAAGGAUGGGUGGAACAAGACCCUAAGGAAAUUCUGCAGUCUGUCUAUGAGUGUAUAGAGAAAACCUGUGAGAAACUUGGACAGCUCAAUAUUGAUAUUUCCAACAUAAAAGCUAUUGGUGUCAGUAACCAGAGAGAAACCACUGUAGUCUGGGACAAGUUAACUGGAGAGCCUCUCUACAAUGCCAUAGCCGCUCCAGUUUCUCCUGGCCCUUCAGAUCCAGUUGCCGUUGCUCCCUCUGGCUCUUCAGUUCCAGCUGCUGGCACUUCCUCAGUGUGGCUCGAUCUAAGAACCCAGUCUACCGUUGAGAAUCUUAGUAAAAGAAUUCCGGGAAAUAAUAACUUUGUCAAGUCCAAGACAGGCCUUCCACUUAGCACUUACUUCAGUGCGGUGAAACUUCGUUGGCUCCUUGACAACGUGGAAAAAGUUCAAAAGGCUGUUAGAGAAGAUAGAGCUCUUUUUGGGACCAUUGAUUCAUGGCUUAUUUGGAGUUUGACAGGAGGAGCCAAUGGAGGUGUUCACUGUACAGAUGUAACAAAUGCGAGCAGGACGAUGCUUUUCAACAUUCAUUCUUUGGAAUGGGAUAAAGACCUCUGCCAAUUUUUUGGUAUUCCAAAGAAAAUUCUUCCAAAUGUCCGGAGUUCUUCUGAGAUCUAUGGCCUAAUGAAAAUCUCUCAUAGCCUGAAAGCUGGGGCCUUGGAAGGUGUGCCAAUAUCUGGGUGUUUGGGGGACCAGUCUGCUGCAUUGGUGGGACAAAUGUGCUUCCGGGAUGGACAAGCCAAAAACACGUAUGGAACAGGAUGCUUCUUACUAUGUAAUACAGGCCGUAAGUGUGUAUUUUCUGAUCAUGGCCUUCUGACCACAGUGGCUUACAAACUCGGCAGAGACAAACCGGUAUAUUAUGCGUUGGAAGGUUCUGUAGCUAUAGCUGGUGCUGUUAUUCGCUGGCUAAGAGACAAUCUUGGAAUUAUAUCGAGCUCAGACGAGAUUGAAAAACUUGCUAAAGAAGUAGGGACUUCCUAUGGCUGCUAUUUCGUCCCAGCAUUUUCAGGGCUAUAUGCACCUUACUGGGAUCCCAGUGCAAGAGGGAUCAUCUGUGGGCUGACUCAGUUUACCAAUAAAUGCCAUAUUGCUUUUGCUGCAUUAGAAGCUGUUUGUUUCCAAACCCGAGAGAUUUUGGAUGCCAUGAAUCGUGACUGUGGAAUUCCACUCAGUCAUCUGCAGGUAGACGGAGGAAUGACCAACAACAAAAUUCUUAUGCAGCUACAAGCAGACAUUCUGUAUAUCCCAGUAGUGAAGCCCUCAAUGCCUGAAACAACUGCCCUGGGAGCCGCCAUGGCAGCAGGGGCUGCAGAAGGAGUUGGUGUUUGGAGUCUCGAACCCGAGGAUUUGUCAGCUGUCACAAUGGAGCGGUUUGAACCCCAGAUCAACGCUGAAGAAAGUGAAAUUCGUUUUUCUACCUGGAAGAAAGCUGUGAUGAAGUCAAUGGGUUGGGUUACAACUCAGUCUUCGGAAAGUGGUGAUCCUAGUAUCUUCUGUAGUCUACCCUUGGGCUUUUUUAUAGUGAGUAGCAUGGUAAUGUUAAUCGGAGCAAGGUACAUCUCAGGUAUCCCAUAAAUAAUACCAACUCAUGGAGUCCAACAAUGCGAGCUCUUUACCUAAUGAGAGAAUCCAGCGAUUCUGUCUCUUAAUGUGAUGACACUAUUCAUAGACUGAUUUUAUUUAUAAGCCACUUGCUGCAUGACCCUCCAAGUAGACCUGUGGCUUGAAAUAAAGAAAACGCAGCAGAACGAAUGCUAUAGAAACAUUUGGUGUGUUUUUUAAAAAAUCAGCCGUUAAGAUUGGACCAGCCACCUUUGGAGUUGACCCGUCCUUUGCCAUCACUUCCUGCCCCAUUCCCUCUAAGAUCUAGGAAGAAUUCAGAUCCUGUCCACUGGCAUCAUUCCUUAAACAUAGUCAAAUGCUGAUGGGCCAUGAUUUGAUUCUCUGUGCUAUACACACUCGAUUAAGGGGUUAUUACUAACCAGCUAAAAAUGAGCGACUUUGUGUUUCCUUUUAGCAGAACCCUUCUAAAGUCCUUUUUUCUGCCUAUUAGAGAGACCACAGCAUCUUGACCAAAUGUUUAAAUGGAAACCUCUACUAAAUUCUUAAAGUGGAAAUUUAGUACUCUCAUAGCUUAGCUAUUUUUCUGAAAAGUAUUUGCCAAAACUGAGAUUCUUCAGACAUUUUACAUGGUCUUACUAAUUGCACUGAAUUGCUGUCUGGAUCUUAAAAGGAAGGACACUUUUCCCCUUUUUUUCAUCUCUCCUUUUUAUAUUUUUUACUUUAUAUGUACAACAUAAAUGCCUAUAUAUUUUAUAUGCUGAGGGUAACCCAUUUAUAAAUUAAGAGUUCAUUUUACAUGGUCUCACUAAUCACACUGAAUUUCUGUCUGGAUCUUACAGGGAAAAACACUUUUUUUUUGCCUUUGCAUCUCUUUUUUAUAUUUCUUACUUUGUAUGUAUUACAUACAUGCCUAUAUAUUUUAUAUACUGAGGGUAGCCCAUUUAUAAAUUAAGAGCACAUUGUAUUCACUAGGUUAUUAUGGGGCUGGUCUUAAGUGGACCUUUAUGUGUAUAAAAUAUUUUGGGGAAAACAGCUAUAUACAUUUUUGGGCAACGGUUAAGCAUAUUAUUUACCAGGAGAAACUUUCUUAAAGAGCCAACAUUUAAAAUUUAACGUAUAUGUUCUAUGUCAAUAAAAGAAAAUAUACUUUAUUGUGACUUCAACUAUAUUUCUUAUACCUUACAUUUUUAUUUGUUUUAGCUGGAUAUAUGCUAAAAAAAACAACAAAAGACUGUGUAAUACUACAGUAAAUAAUUGUUUUCAAAUGCAAGUACUGAUCCAUAUAAAGUUAGUUUCCUUUGACAUAAUUUAAACAUAUUUGGGAUCUUUUUAAGGGGGUAUGAAAAAAGGUUAAAAUGUUAAGUUGGAAAAAAGGAAACCCUUAGCAAUAAAGCCAAGAAUCUCUUUCCAUCCAAAUAUGUUAUUAGUUGCUAAUAAGCAAUUAUAAUUUCUAUUUGGGAUGACAGAGAAUUACCUCUGCUUACUGUCAUUACAACUUAAAAAAGGUUUACUACAGUAGAAAUGGCUUCCAGUGAAAUCAAGAAUUUCUCAAAAUAUUUAGUGUUACAUGUUAUAAAACCUAAUCUAGCUUCUUAAUGUCGAUUUUAAAAGUAUCUUAAGAUUAAUUUCUGUUUACUACAAAUAAGAAAAUACUGCCUCCUAAUUAUUUUCUUCAAUCUGAUUAAAAUGGAAAAAUAUUUAUAUGUUAAUAUAAAAAGUUUUGUUUGGAAUUACUGGUAACUAGCAUUUGCGGUUCUCAUUGUGCUGUUUCUAAAUCGUUGAAUCUGCUGGGUUUUAUUGAUGCAGCUGCCACUUUAGUGACAUAAAUAUUAUAGAAAGGUACUGUGAAAUUACUACUUUGUGGCAGGGUAUUUUUAAACAUAAUUAUGUUUCUACAAAGGUAGGUUGAGUUCAUUGUAAAUAAUUGUGAAAAUCACUGUUCAAAUAAUUUUAAGAUUACAUUGAUUUUUCUGGAAAUUGCAAUAUUUAUAAAUGUUUGAAAUUGUACACACUGAUAUUUCAUGAUAAAUAAAUUGACCCCUCAUUCUUA